GAGCCGAAAUGCGGGUGGACGUGGGGGAGGUGCUGAACCAGCGCCGCUUCUGCAACAAGGUCUGGAACGGGACCCGCUUCGUCCUGGGGGCCCUGGGGGAGGAAUUCCGGCCCCCCCACCCUGAGCAGGUUGUUCCCAGUGACCCCAUGGAGCGCUGGGUGCUGUCCCGCCUGGCCGGGGCCGUGUCCGAGUGCAGCCGCCGCCUGGAAUCCCUGGAAUUGCACCUGGCCCUGGGGGCCGUGCAGCACUUCUGGCUCCGCAGCUUCUGCGACGUCUUCCUGGAGAGCUCCAAGGUGUCCCUGAGGACCCCGGGGGGUGCCGGGGGGUGCCCGGGGGGGGGUCCCCGGGGGGUGCUGCUGGUCUGUGCCGAGCUGGGGCUGCGGCUCCUGAGCCCCUUCGCCCCCUUCGUGGCCGAGGAGCUUUGGCAGCGCCUGCCCCGACCCCCCCCCGCGCCCCCCACCCUCUGCACGGCCCCUUUCCCCGACCCCCAGAAAACGGCCCACUGGCGCUGCCCUGAGGCUGAGGCUCAGGUGUUGGCCAUGCUGGACGUGGUGCGGGCGCUCCGGGGGCUCCACGAGACCUUCCGGCUCAGGGGGACCCGACCCCAGGUGCUGGUGAGCUGCCCGGAUCAGACCCGCCAUUGGCUGCAGGAGCUCAGCCCCACCCUCCGCGCCCUGUCGGGGGCGGGGUCCAUUCAGCUCCUCCCCCCGGGGGCGGAGCCAGGCCCGGGCUGGGCGGCGGCUCCCGCGGGGGAACAAACCUGGGCCUACCUGGACCUGCAGGGCCUUUCCGACCCCGCCCAGACCCGGGACCAGCUCCGGGCUCGGACUUUGAGGGUCCGGCGGCGCCUCCAGACCCUCGGGGGGUCCCCGGGGGGGUCCCAGCACCAGGUGUCGCUGCUGGAGGCGGAGCUUUCCCGGCUGGAACGAGCCCUGGCGGCUCUGGAGCCCCUUGGGGACCCCCCCGGGCCAAUAAACCCCCCUAAUUAACCCCC
Messenger RNA from Corapipo altera (White-ruffed manakin), 994 nucleotides. Its product is annotated as valine--tRNA ligase, mitochondrial-like. The transcript is spliced from 7 exons. Gene Ontology annotation, molecular function: valine-tRNA ligase activity; ATP binding. The record is from RefSeq and is a predicted model, not a curated record. Gene Ontology annotation, biological process: valyl-tRNA aminoacylation. NCBI's taxonomy places the organism in Eukaryota, Metazoa, Chordata, Aves, Passeriformes, Pipridae. Gene Ontology annotation, cellular component: cytosol. Bases 9 to 989 code for a protein of 326 amino acids.